CGACCAAUUCCGGACGAGUCACUGGUGCGAUUAGCGCGUCGUUGGCGUAAUCGGGUUUCAUCUUUCUUGGUCCUGUAGGAUACGGAACCGCAUCGCGGGGGCAAGGUUCGAUCGGCAUCGGUCUCGGCCUUGGGCAUCGGAGGAACGUCCGGAGCAAUCCGGAGAAGGUUCGAGAGGCAGGUCGAAGGCGGCUCGGCCUGGCAACGGCGGAGCAGCCGAACGCGCGCGGGCUCGCGCUUGCAUGGACAGUCCGGAGGAGAGUGGUGAGCUCAGUGCGCGUAAUCUCGGCGAGUUGGGGCGCGACCCGGAGGAGGACCUAGAGGACGCGUCGACGCCGCGGCGGAGGCGCGUGAGUAGACCGCGCGCGGCUUGGCUCGCUAAGCUCGCCGGGCCAGACGAUCCGGAGAUCUAAUAUACGGCCACCGUGAGGUCCGAUGUCUAGUGCUGAGGUGGUGGAGAGCUCCGUUGACCCCCCAGCCAAAAAGCGACGCGUUGCUGCGACUACGGGAGGAGCCGACGAGGCCGAAGCAUUCGCAGACAUGGCGAAGAACGGCUCCGCGUCCGGUGCGCCCACCGCGACCGAUUCCGCCUCAGGAGCCGAGAUCGACGAGGGUCUGUACUCGAGGCAGCUCUAUGUCCUGGGCCACGAUGCCAUGCGACGCAUGGCUACGUCAGACGUCCUUAUUUCGGGCCUCGGAGGACUGGGCGUCGAGGUCGCCAAGAACAUCAUCCUGGGUGGUGUCAAGUCGGUCACCCUGCACGACACCAAGCUCUGCCGUCUGGUCGACCUGGGUUCACAGUUCUACUUGACCCAGGCGGAUGUCGGCAAGAAUCGAGCUGCCGCCUGCUGCAGGCGCCUUGCUGAAUUGAACAACUACGUGCCGACUAAUUUCUAUGACGGAGAGCUUACCGAAGACUACCUAGAGAGGUUCAAGGUGGUCGUUCUAACGGAUGCAUCACUGAAGGAGCAGCUGCGCGUUUCUGAAAUUACCAGGGCUCAUGGCAUCGCACUCGUCAUUGCCGACACGCAUGGUCUCUUUUCGCAGGUGUUCUGUGACUUUGGAGAGGCUUUUGUGGUGGUCGAUACCAAUGGAGAGCCUCCGGUUAGUGCCAUGAUCGCGAGCAUCUCCAGAGACUCCGAGGGGGUUGUUACUUGUCUGGACGAUACGCGACAUGGAAUGGAAGAUGGAGAUUAUGUCACCUUCUCCGAGGUCCAGGGAAUGGUCGAGUUGAACGACUGCGAGCCUAAGAAGAUCAGAGUGCUUGGACCGUAUACCUUUAGUAUUGGGGAUACUUCUGGAUGCUCUGAAUACUUACGUGGAGGUAUCGCUACUCAGGCAAAGAUGCCGAAGACCCUGCGCUUCCUGCCACUGAAGGAAGCCCUGAAGACGCCAGAGUUCGUCGUGUCGGACUUUGCCAAGUUUGAGCACCCGACGCAGCUACAUCGAGCAUUCUUGGGUUUGCACGCCUUCGUUGAGGAAAAGGGCCGACCACCUCGGCCGUGGAACGAGGAAGAUGCGAAGGAGCUGGUGCGAAUUACUGCGAAGGUGCAGGAGUUUGGCACUGGGGAGAAGGUAGAUGCUAGGCUCGUCGAGACGUUUGCUAAGACAGCAGCUGGCGACCUCAGCCCCAUGAACGCCAUCAUUGGUGGCAUCGUCGCCCAGGAAGUUAUGAAGGCUUGUUCGGGCAAGUUCCAUCCGAUUUAUCAGUGGCUCUACUUCGAUGCGAUCGAGUGCCUGCCAGCUGAUCGUAGCGAGCUCACCGAGGAGGACUGCCGGCCUACCUCGUCCAGAUACGACGCACAGGUGGCCGUCUUCGGGCGGAAGUUCCAAGAGGAGCUGGGCAAGCUGCGCUACUUCGUGGUAGGAGCGGGGGCGAUCGGCUGCGAGUUACUGAAGAACCUGGCGAUGCUGGGAGUGGGAGCAGGUGGAGGCAGCGUGACGGUGACCGACAUGGACCUGAUCGAGAAGUCGAACCUGAACCGGCAGUUCCUGUUCCGUCCGGCGGACGUGCAGCGCUCGAAGUCCUCGACAGCGGCCAGAGCGGUGAGGGCGAUGAAUCCGGGGAUGAACGUGAUCGCCCACGAGAACCGAGUAUGCCCGGAGACCGAGCGGGUCUACAACGACGAGUUCUUUGAGGCCCUCGACGGGGUGGCCAACGCCCUGGACAACGUGGACGCGCGCAUCUACAUGGACCGGCGUUGCGUCUACUAUCGGAAGCCACUUCUGGAGUCGGGGACCCUCGGAACGAAGGGCAACACCCAGGUGGUCGUGCCCUUCCUGACCGAGUCGUACAGCUCGUCGCAGGACCCGCCCGAGAAGAGCAUCCCGAUAUGCACCCUGAAGAACUUCCCGAACGCGAUCGAACAUACUCUUCAGUGGGCGCGCGACUGCUUCGAAGGCCUCUUCAAGCAGGCUGCGGAAAACGCAGCCCAGUACCUCGCGGAUCCGCAGUUCUUGGAGCGCACCCUCAAGCUCCCGGGAGUCCAGCCCCUGGAGGUCCUGGAGUCGGUCAAAGCCGCCCUCGUGGACGAGCGACCAAGGGGCUUUGCUGACUGCGUCGGAUGGGCUCGUCGACACUGGCAGGAGCAGUACAGCAACCAGAUCCGCCAGCUCCUAUUCAACUUCCCGCCGGAUCAGCUCACCUCCAGCGGACAGCCCUUCUGGUCGGGACCCAAGCGAUGCCCCGUGCCGCUGGUGUUUGAUCCGGAGGAGCCGCUGCAUUUGGACUACAUCGUCGCCGCGGCUAACCUUAAGGCUCGCGUCUAUGGACUACCUGGAAGCCGUGAUCGCGUUGAAAUCGCCCGGAUCGCCGCCGCCACCCGGGUGCCUGAGUUCACGCCCAGGUCGGGCGUGAAGAUCGCCGAGACGGACUCGCAGGUGCAGGUGGCCAACGGCGCCGGUCCGGACAGCGUAGCUAGCGGAGCCCUCGACCACGAGCGACUGGGCCAGCUGCAGCAGGAGCUGCCGAGGCCCGAGGACCUGACCAGCCUGGUGAUCCGACCCCAGGAGUUCGAGAAGGAUGACGACUCCAACUACCACGUUGACUUCGUGGUGGCCGCGUCGAACCUGCGAGCCGCCAACUAUAGGAUCCCCCCGGCCGACCGGCACAAGAGCAAGCUCAUCGCCGGGAAGAUCAUCCCGGCGAUCGCGACCACUACGUCCGUCGUCGCCGGCCUCGCCUGUUUGGAGCUGCUGAAGCUGGCGCGCGGUGUUCGCCGACUGGACAUCUUCAAGAACGGCUUCGUCAACCUUGCGUUGCCCUUCUUCGGGUUCUCCGAGCCCAUUGCCGCGCCCCGGCUCAAGUACUACGACACCGAGUGGACCCUCUGGGACCGCUUCGAGGUGAAGGGCGAGCUCACCCUGAAGGAGUUCCUCGACUAUUUCAAGGAGCGGCACAACCUGGAGGUGACCAUGCUCUCCCAGGGCGUCUGCAUGCUCUACUCGUUCUUCAUGGCCAAGGCCAAGUGCCAGGAGCGCAUGGGCCUCCCCAUGUCGGAGGUCGUCAAGAAGGUUUCCAAGAAGAAGCUGGAGCCCCACGUCCGCGCUCUCGUCUUCGAGCUGUGCUGCAACGACGAGGACGGGAACGACGUCGAGGUCCCCUACGUUCGCUACACCCUGCCCUGAGGAGCCGGACCUCUCGCCCAAACACUCACCGGCCCCCUGCUACUUUCUACCGGUGACGAUGCGACGAGUCGAAUGUCUUGGCGACUCCACUUCCGCGGAUUCGAAAGCGCUGCCGACUCGAGUCGAGUCUAUCUCCUACUCGAGUUAUUCGAAUUUGUAAGCGUUGCCAACGGGAGGCUGAGUCGGCUGCUCGAGUAAACUCGAAUAAUUAUUAUCAAUAUGCAUAUGUUGAGGUACUCGAAAUCGGGAACUGCCAACGAGAGGUCGAGUCCGUGCCGAGUUGGCAAGUAUAUCGCCACGAGUAAUAGCGGCUCGAAUGUACGAGUGAUGAUACGAAUAAUGCGCGGUUGGUGUCACUGUACGAAUAGGCAACUCGGUCUCGUGCUCGUCCACCCUCAUACCUCGAGCUCGCGCGAAUACCCCCUCGGCUUAAGGGUUCAACCAGAGAAAUUCGAGUCGUCGCAUCUUCACUUUCGACAAAUCUCUAUUUUACGAUACGGCUCGUCACGCGCCGCGCUCGCCCAGCAGUCCAGCAAUAACUCGAGCCAGGGUCGCCGGGCCUCCUCUUCGAGGUCUCUUCGGGGUCUCUUCGACACUCGCUCUUCCGCAGUGAGAGUCCAGUGUAAAUUACGGGAGACGCGGAGGACAGCUCCAGGCUCGACGACGGGCCUUCGGAUGGAGUCCGCGGAGGAAACAUCGAGAUGAAGGCGACUUCAAAGGGGCGUCUCAAUUAGCAGUCGUCUAUGAGACUUUUCUCCAAAUGGUGUAUACCCAAUCCUCUGAAACUUUACCUCGUGAUCGUGGAGGCCCUGAGGAAGGUCCCUCCACCCAUAAAAUACAGUUUUGAUAUGAAACCUUUAACAUCACUUAUAAACAAAUUAAAAAAAAAAUGAAAUCUCAUGGGUGUCGGAACCUUCCUUAGGGUUUCUACGUUUACCUGGUAGAAUUUCAAACGAUUCGGUACACCCAGUUUGGAGAAAGGAUGAACUAUUGAUCUCUUCGACGCCUCUUUCAUUUCACCUUAAGACGCGGGAUUGAAGUUAGGGUGCCUCGAAGGAGACUCGUCGCCGAGCCUGGACCCUCGUGUUCGCUUUACUCUGCGUCAAAUCAUCUCGAAUUUGGUUUCUUCGCUUCGUAGGCUCGCUCUCCGACGGUUAGAUCAGAAAAUUCUUAAAAUCGAUUUACACUUCCGUUCCGUAUCGGUCCUCCAGCUCGGAGAUAAGUUUCAUAGAUGAGAUUUCUUUGGCGUUACUUUCUCGCCCCUUUUACGUGGACGGUACGGAUACUGAACGGAUACUGAACGGAUACGGAGCGGAUACUGAACGGAUACGAAACGGACGUCUGUAAAUCGAGCUUGAGAUAUACGUACGACACCGUCGAUCCGAGAGUCGUCUUUGCAUUUAACGUCGUGAAGACAGUGUUCGGCACAGUGGUAUAUCACUGAUAUGUAUACUGUGGAUACGGAAAGCCAUAAACCCCGUGAAGCGAUUUAAUUUGUGGCUUUGACGUUACGCGUCGCCCUCUUCGACCCUUUAACGGUGGAAUUUUCUUUCUUGAAAGUGCUUAUCUUGUCGCCUAAUUGAAAGCAAACGAUUACCGCGUGUACUCGUCAAACGCAGAGUAAAUGCACCUAUUGUAAAUUUGAAUUAAUUAUAAUAAAAUGGAGAAUACCACGAUUUAGAUUAUUUAGAAGAAAGAGGUAUAGAAUUUUAGUAUCCAGGAGUUCAUGUAAUAAAUGGUUGUUAAGACAGUUUUAAAAAUUUGUAUUCUUCAGAUGGGCUGUUCUCGGGAGAUUUUCGAUAACCGUUUGACGCCACUUUCACAUCGCCUUAAGUCGGGGAUAAUGGCAAUGCGACUUUACGCAAGUACGCGAAGGAAAUUAAGUUUUCCCACUUUGUGGUUACUAGUUACGGUUUUGUUUAAAAUGUCAGUAGCAUUCUCGUAUCCAUAUUAUACAUGUCAAUGAGGUAAACGUAUCGAGUUGAUGCAUAAGUAAUGACGUUUUUUUACACGUUAUAUCACGUGUUAAAAAAGGUCAUUACUUAUGCAUCGACACAAUAUGUCGAGGCAAAAGGCUAUACAAAGGAAUUUUAUAGGUCGAGCUGAAGACGAGGAAGACGUUUUGUUAACUCUAGGAUACGCGAGGGGAAUAUUUAUUGUGUUAUUUUAUCGAUAGAUGUUUCUCCACUUCAGAACAAGGUAUGGAAAAAUGUAGCGAUGACUAAAGUGCUAAUUAAUUAUCCCGUUUAUACUAUACGCUCCAGGAAGGAUUAGCAAUAAAGUCACUUUGAUUCUUUUUUCCAAGCCCGUUGCGAGGUUUCUUGACCGUCCGAUUUCCUUUAGACUGGUGGGGGAUGACCCGGAGACAUUUGUCAACGGGUCGUGGAUCAUGAGUCGUUAUUUUAUACGCGAAUGUACGAGAAUAGAUAUACGCCAUUGCAUAACGACUAGCAGAGGUCUUUAAUUAAGGGGAUGUGGAAGCGGCAUCACCUUAAGUGUGUAACCGUUCGAUUUGGUCAAAAUGAUAAAUCUGCCGUUAAAGCGCGUUCUAAUUUUAAGUUACUAAUUCCAGUUAACCAUUUUAAUUUUAAUCGAUAAUUAUUAUUAAUUCCAGUUAACGACUAUAGUGAACUCGUAACCAUAACUACCGACUCCACGCAGUGGCACAAUGUUACAUGUUGCACGGUCAAUAAAACGGAUUUUUCAUGGCCA
Molecule: messenger RNA, 6338 nt
Organism: Orussus abietinus
Lineage: Eukaryota; Metazoa; Arthropoda; Insecta; Hymenoptera; Orussidae
Gene: Uba1
Product: ubiquitin-like modifier-activating enzyme 1
Exons: 3
Coding region: 435-3626 (1063 amino acids)
Biological process (GO): protein sumoylation
Cellular component (GO): SUMO activating enzyme complex; cytoplasm
Molecular function (GO): SUMO activating enzyme activity
Source: RefSeq, a predicted model, not a curated record